Trichomonas vaginalis G3 is the source of this 1602-nucleotide messenger RNA. RefSeq lists its product as uncharacterized. Lineage: Eukaryota; Parabasalia; Trichomonadida; Trichomonadidae. The coding region runs from base 1 to 1602 and encodes 533 amino acids. The transcript has a single exon. The record is from RefSeq and is a predicted model, not a curated record.
AUGAGAACGACGUUAUAUCAAAAGAAGGUCAAUAUCAGGGCUGAUUACUUCAAAUUGAUAGGGGCUGGAUUGAAAGAUAUAAACGAUCUCGAAUUAAAUGAAAAAAUUGUAACUCUUGAUCUAUCUGACAAUAAGUUGACUGAUUUUCUCGAUUUUCCUGAAAAUUCUAACAUAGAAACACUUAUUUUAGAUAGAAAUCCACUUCUCAGCUUUAAAGGAUUUCCGAAAAUGGAAAAACUCACAAAUUUAUCAUUAUUCGAAACACCACUUGCAAAACUAUCCAAUUUUCGCGCUUUAGCUUACAUUGCCGCAGGACCUCAACUUAAGAUUCUUAACGGCACAGAAAUAACAAAAGCAGACAUAUCAAACGCUCAUACUUACGGAGACCCACAAUAUACGAUAAACCUUGUUACACAAGGAUGGCUUCCUAAGCGUCCUUCCUAUACAAACGAUAUGAAACCUAUUUCAAUUCGCGAAGAAACAGGAAAAUCAAAGAAAAAGACUCCAGCUAAACAAAAUACUCCAACUACUAAGAAAUCACUUGUUGCUCGUGCUACAAUGAAGAAAGAGGAAACAUUCAAGAAGCAAAAAGAGCAAGUUGAUGGAAAUCAAUUAACACGUAUGCUAAACAUCCUUGAUUCACAAAAGAAUGACCCAUUAUCCGUCAGAGCAGUCAGAAUAUUACGAUCCAUCGGUGUUCCACGUGAUGAAAUCAAGCAAUUCCUUAAAAAUUAUUUUUCACCUGUAGUUCAUCAAAAGAAGCAGCCAAAAGUCAAGAAACCACAAGUAGAUCCUAACAGUUUAGAAGGUCAAAUUGAGAAACAAAAGGAAACAAUUCACCUUCUUGCAACUCAAUUAUGUACAAUCAGAUCUCAGAACAGAAACUUUGUUAUGUACGAAGAAAUGAUUAACGAAAUUGCAGGACCACUCUUUGAAAACGCUAGAAUUGUCGAAGAAGAACUCGCACGCGAUGAAAAAGGUUUAACUGAAUCUUAUAUCUCACAACAAAGGAAUAAUACAUCGAUACAGCCACAGAUCCAACAGGUAGAUCAAAGAAUGGAUCAACCAAAGGAUCUUUAUGUCGAUUUGCGUAAAACUCUUAUUGAAUAUCUCAAAACUACACCAGAGAAGAACGAUAAUGAGUUAAUCGAGUUACUUAAUGACUUAGAUGAUGUUGAUGAGGAAGAAGAUAUCGAGGAAGAGGAAGGUUUUAAUGAAGAAGAAAUUAUUGCAGAAGAAGAAGAACCAGCAGAGGAAGUUAAUGCUGAUGAGGUAUUCCUAGCCGAAGAAGAAGAUAAUAUUGAAGCUGAAGAAGAGAAAAUUGAUGAAGAGGAAGAAAAAGAAUUUAAUGAAGAAGAUAUUUCACUAAAAAUUAAUGAACAAGAUAAAGUUGAGCCAGGUCCAGAAGAUAUUCCAAUAAAUGAAGAAGAAGAUCAUGAAGGAGAAGACUUAGAUCAAGAAAUUGUUGCUGAAGAGGAAGAUUUAGCUGAUGAGCCUGCUCCAGAACCUAUUCCUGAAGAAGAAGAGGAAGAAAAAUUCUUAGAAGAAGAGGUAGAUGAUGAAUUGUAUGAUUUGAUUACCCUCAAACCAAAAUCCAACUAA